This is a messenger RNA of Aspergillus uvarum CBS 121591, 480 nucleotides long. RefSeq lists its product as uncharacterized. Bases 85 to 357 code for a protein of 90 amino acids. NCBI's taxonomy places the organism in Eukaryota, Fungi, Ascomycota, Eurotiomycetes, Eurotiales, Aspergillaceae. The transcript has a single exon. The record is from RefSeq and is a predicted model, not a curated record.
GAGCUGGGCGCUGGGAGGGAGCCCACGCAAUAGGUCAAAGCUUAGAUUUGUUCCCAGCUUGAAGCAAUUGAGGCAUUAUCACACAUGAUUCUUUUUCUAUUACCUGGAUCGAGCUUCAUUCAACCCGUAAAGUGUAAUCCAAACACGAUGAUAGAGAUUGUGGACCGUAGUGUGGCUGGGCCGAAAGCUUGCCCAGUGGGAACUCAUCUUGUAGGAAUGCAAUUCGGAUUGACAGGCGAGUGGCUCUUCUGGUCACGACAUUCUACCAAAGGCUACUUAUGGAAAAUACAUCGUGGCUCAAAAGCUACGAUCCUUGUGAACCUGACGGUCGGCGGAUGUAAGCAGUGGCAGAGGUAAAAGACAAGGGGCAGUGCAAUUCUCCAGUGUAAUUCUCCCAACCACUGGCUGGCUGGCUAUGCUAGUAGGCAAAAAAUCCAUUCGGUUCAGGUUUCAUAAAACGGCUAGACAGGGGUGGAUCAA